AUGUUUAACUCAAGAGAUCCAUUUGUCACUUAUAAGCGACAAUCUGAGGAAAAUGUUAAAGAAAUGAAGAGAAGAAGACAGUUGAAUGUCAUUAGUGGAAAUCUCAAAAGUAAACAAACUCAAACUCAAAGUCGAAGUCAAAAUCAACAACCGAAAAGAAGACCAUUACAAGAGAUAAAAUCAUCCAACAUAUUUGAAACUAGAGGAUUGAAGAAAAGGUUAGAACUGGGUAAACAUAAGGAUCAGAAUAAUAGUGUAAUACCGACUCAGCAUUAUGAUAGCACAUCUAUUUACUCAGAGCUCAUUAAAAGACAACACCAGGUUCAAUUAAGUCAACAAGUCAAUCAAUCUCAACCAAAUAUGCUGUUAUCGGGUAUAGCUUCUCAGAUUGUGUCUAAUUCUCUAUCAAGAUCAAUUGGAUUAGACUCACGAAGAGAUAAAUUUCAAGUGGUAAAGAGUGAGUUGAUUAAUAGAAGGAACUUACACUUUAAGUACACAACAUUACAACCAUCAUUAAUUGAACAAUCCAACGAUUCAAUUCAAAGCUUUUUUAAUCAUUUGAGCAUGACUAAAUACAAUUUUAUUACAAAUUCAGAUAAACCAAGUCAUAGACAACCCACUCAUAUGGUUAAAUCUGUAUUUCGAAUAGGAAAGUUCGUGGAUUCAACUAUAUUGGUUAACUUAAAAACAAGUGAAGAAAGUCAGGUGUUACUAUUAUUGACUGAUAAUAGAUUUAAUGUACAAGUUAAUGAUAAGUUGAUCCUUAAUAAUGAUUUAAUGAUGAAACAAAUGGUUAAUGGUAAAGAGGUUAAAAUCUACAAGGAAUGGAAAAUCUUGAAAAGUGAAUUCAAAGAUAUUGAUUUCUUUAAUUAA
Messenger RNA from Scheffersomyces coipomensis, 873 nucleotides. RefSeq lists its product as uncharacterized. NCBI's taxonomy places the organism in Eukaryota, Fungi, Ascomycota, Pichiomycetes, Serinales, Debaryomycetaceae. The transcript has a single exon. Bases 1 to 873 code for a protein of 290 amino acids. The record is from RefSeq and is a predicted model, not a curated record.